AUGGCACAAAAUCACUUCCAAUGGGAAGGUGAGCGAACACCUACAGAGAAACUGCCACUAAAGAGUGAAAUGUAUGAAGUUAAUGGCAUAGACCAUGUCAAUGCUAAAGUGGACGCACUUUCCCAAAAGAUUGAAAGUUUGACCGUAACUCUAACAACUACCGUAACUGUUGUGACACCCAACUGCGAGUUAUGUGGAACACCUGGGCACAACACUGAUGAAUGUCAUUUAUUGGCUGGUAUUCCAAUUGACAAAGUAAAUUAUGCCCAAGGGAACCCAUACUCAAACACCUAUAACCCUGACUGGAGAAACCAUCCUAAUUUUUCCUACAAGAGCCACAAUGCUUUAUUUGCUCCAAACCCAACACCUGCAGUUCCUCCGGGUUAUCAUAAAGGAGCCCCCGCUGCUCCCCAAGCACCUAGAAAAUCAAAUGUCAAACUACUAUUGGAGAACUUUAUCGCAUCCCAAACCUAA
Lathyrus oleraceus (garden pea) is the source of this 474-nucleotide messenger RNA. RefSeq lists its product as uncharacterized. The transcript has a single exon. Lineage: Eukaryota; Viridiplantae; Streptophyta; Magnoliopsida; Fabales; Fabaceae. The record is from RefSeq and is a predicted model, not a curated record. The coding region runs from base 1 to 474 and encodes 157 amino acids.